AUGUCUGAAUGUGUUUUGUUUCGAUGUCAGCAAGAAAAGAAGUUAAUAAAAAGAGAAUUUCAAAAGUGGAAUAAAAAUUUGUUAUUACAAUUAGGUCUGGAAACAAUUUGCAAAAAUUAUUUUUCAUUUGAUAUCACAAGAUUAGAAGAUAAGAUAAUUAAUGAACCUAUUGAUUUCAAUUCAGAUAGUGGAUGUUUGUUUUGUGUUAGUCGGCAAGAACAUUCGAUUAAAAUAGCGCCGUCGAAGAAUGUGUGCAAGACAAAUGUUAAACAGGAAACAUUCGCUGAACAUCGUCGAUUAGUGGAUCACGAUCCAUCAACAGAAGAUCCUGUCUGUCCCAGUCUUGGUGACGAACCAUUAGAUCUCAGCUUGAAACAUACAUUAUCAAGUGACUACAUGUUAUCGAAAAAUCUUACAAGUGAUAAACGCGCAUUCCUAGAUUUCAAGUCAGAUAUAAAAAAACUAUAUACACAAGAAGAAUUAGAUCGUGUAUUAAACUAUAUUGCGUCAGAAAAAAUUGAUUUUUCGCGUCCAUCACAAUUUCAAAACUCAUUGUCCAAUAGGAAAACAAUCGAAACAUUGUUCAGCAGCCCUUAUUCUUCAUCCGAUGAUCCAUUAUUAUCAUUUUUAUCCGCAAAACCAUCAACAGACGCACUUUUAACCCCUUCGCCAUUGUAUGACGUUGAGCCAAGCAAGAAUGAUGGAACAAAUACGUUUUUCCCUUCACAAAUGAAGAAAAACGAUGACAAUUUGCAUCCUAGUGUUAUAAAAUUAGUAAAAAAAAUGGCAGUUGAACGUUUAGUUCAGGAAAUCGAUUUUCUUCGAUCAAAUAGUCAGUCAACGAAUAUCUCGUCUUCAUCAUCAUUAUCAUAUUUAAAUGACAUACAUCCGUACAUCACGUUAUCCUCCUCAUCUCUUUCACUCUCUCCAAUAACUGUUAGAGCAUCCGAAUCUUGUUCAGCUUUGACAACAACAACAAAAAACAAUUCUUCAAACCGUCAUUUGUACUCUAACAUACAACAAACUGAAAAAAUUUCGUCUCUUUUAAACGAUGUCAUGGUUCAUGUGUUGCAACAAAUGUUUGAACAAAAUAAACAGAAUGUGGAUAUUGAAAAUUUAAAAAGUAAAUCAAAAUUUAAAAAUAGUGAACCAUUAUUUGUCAAAAAGAAAAAUGGUGCCAAGACAACUACAACAGUGUCUUCAUCAAUGCCACAAAUUGCAAAGAAAUCACUUGAUGAUGGAAAAUCAUCAAAUGGAAAAUAUGUUCAUUCACAGCCAAUAUUAAACAAUUUAUUAAGUUCAAAAUUGAAUAGAAUACCUUUGCCUGUAAAUAAUUUUAUACGAAAAACGAUAAUUCAAUCAAAAUCAAAACGUUUAAUAGAUGAUCAACAACAACCACAAUCAACAAAACGUAUGAAAUUACAAGAUGACAACAGAACAAUGUCUGAUCGUCAAUCACCCUCAUCUUCCUCCUCAUCCAGUUGCUCUUCUUUAUCACUAUCAUGCAAAUCCACAAAAUCACGAUCAUCAAAUUCAAUAAGUUCACUUAGUUCAAGAUCAAAAAUAAUUAUUGGUAAUGAUGGAAGACAAAUUAGACCAAAGCGUGGUCAAUAUCGCCGUUAUGAAUCAGAACAAUUGGCAAAAGCCGUUGCUGCUGUUUUAAGCAAUGAAAUGAGUGUUCAUAAGGCUGGAAGUUAUUUUGGUGUUCCUCACAGUACAUUAGAAUACAAAGUCAAAGAGCGUAAUUCAAAGACAAGAAAUAAAACAACUGACAUCAGUUCGAGUACUGACUGCUCGCAAUCGUGUACUGGCCUCAGUGCUAAUAAUCAAUUAAAUGAUGGAGAACAAAAGAGUUCUUCAUCGAAUUUUGUUUCAUCUUCAUUUGGAAAUCGUGGUAUUAUAUCGUCACAACUGUCAAAAUUAUUCUCGAAUUCAAGUACAACAUCAAAGCAAAAAUUUUCGUCAAAUAAUCGAUUAGACAAUGCAUCAAAUGAUACAUUUCAAGAUCAAGGGUCUCCUUCAUCGUUUAAGUCAAACGCAAUUACGUCGGAGAUAUCGUUAUCCGAUCAUGUAUUUCCGUCCACUAAAUUGAAACAGUUUAGUCCUCCUAAUACUAAUGAAGCAUUAGAACAAACACCAAUAAAUGAUAAAAAUAAUAAUGAAACAAAGAUUGCUGCUGCUAAUGAUGAUCUUCAAUCUUAA
Didymodactylos carnosus is the source of this 2202-nucleotide messenger RNA. NCBI's taxonomy places the organism in Eukaryota, Metazoa, Rotifera, Eurotatoria, Philodinida, Philodinidae. The record is from the annotation of a GenBank genome assembly.